Bubalus bubalis (water buffalo) is the source of this 6265-nucleotide messenger RNA. It is a transcript of the gene ADAMTS17, whose product is annotated as ADAM metallopeptidase with thrombospondin type 1 motif 17. The record is from RefSeq and is a predicted model, not a curated record. The coding region runs from base 86 to 3475 and encodes 1129 amino acids. Gene Ontology annotation, cellular component: extracellular matrix. The transcript is spliced from 23 exons. Lineage: Eukaryota; Metazoa; Chordata; Mammalia; Artiodactyla; Bovidae. Gene Ontology annotation, biological process: extracellular matrix organization; proteolysis. Gene Ontology annotation, molecular function: metalloendopeptidase activity.
GGGGAGCCUCACUCCGGCUGGCGCCGCCGCCUCGCGCGCUCCUGCUCCGCAGCGGCCGCGCGGGGGGCGCCUGCUCCCGAGGACCAUGUGUGACGGCGCCCUGCUGCCCCCCCUGGCCCUACCCCUGCUGCUGCUGCUGCUCUGGGGACUGGACCCGGGCACAGCUGUCGGCGACGCGGCGGCCGACGUGGAGGUGGUGCUCCCGCGGCGGGUGCGCCUGGAAGACGUGCACCUGCCGCCCCUGCCCGGCGCCCCCGGGCCCCGCAGGCGCCGACGGCCCCGCGCGCCCCCCGCAGCCCCGCGCGCCAGGCUGGGGGAGCGCGCCCUGCUGCUGCACCUGCCGGCCUUCGGGCGCGACCUGUACCUGCAGCUGCGCCGCGACCUGCGCUUCCUGUCCGGCGGCUUCGAGGUGGAGGAGGACGGCGCAGGCGGGCGCCACGGACGGUCAGCAGAGCUGUGCUUCUACUCCGGCAGCGUGCUCGGCCACCCCGGCUCCCUCGUCUCGCUUAGCGCCUGCGGCGCCGCCGGCGGCCUGGUUGGCCUCAUCCAACUUGGGCAGGAGCAGGUGCUCAUCCAGCCCCUCAACAGUUCCCAGGGACAAGAGCAUCUGGUCAGACGCAAAUGGUCCUUGACACCCAGCCCCUCUCCCGAGGCCCAGAUACCUGGGCAGCUCUGCAAGGUCCUCACAGAAAAGAAGAAGCCGAGGAAGGGCCGGCCGUCGCGGGAUGGGCGGCAGCGGAGGAAUGCCAUCCGGCUGACCAGCGAACACACGGUGGAGACCCUGGUGGUGGCCGACGCCGACAUGGUGCAGUACCACGGGGCUGAGGCGGCCCAGAGGUUCAUCCUCACCGUCAUGAACAUGGUAUACAAUAUGUUUCAGCACCAGAGCCUUGGAAUUAAAGUCAACAUUCAGGUUACCAAGCUUGUCCUGCUACGACAACGUCCUGCCAAGUUGUCCAUUGGGCAUCAUGGUGAGCGGUCCCUGGAGAGCUUCUGUCACUGGCAGAAUGAAGAGUACGGAGGUGCACGGUACCUCGGCAACAACCAGGUUCCAGGAGGCAAGGACGACACGCCCCCCGUGGAUGCUGCUGUAUUCGUGACCAGGACAGAUUUCUGCGUACACAAAGAUGAGCCUUGUGACACCGUUGGAAUUGCUUACUUAGGAGGUGUGUGCAGUGCUAAGAGGAAAUGUGUGCUUGCCGAAGACAAUGGCCUCAAUUUGGCCUUUACCAUCGCUCAUGAGCUGGGCCACAACUUGGGGAUGAACCACGACGAUGACCACUCCUCCUGCGCCGGCAGGUCCCACAUCAUGUCGGGAGAGUGGGUGAAAGGCCGGAGCCCCAGCGACCUCUCCUGGUCCUCCUGCAGUCGAGAUGACCUCGAGAACUUCCUCAAGUCGAAAGUCAGCACCUGUUUGCUGGUCACAGACCCCAGGAGCCGGCAUGCAGUGCGCCUGCCCCACAAGCUGCCAGGCAUGCACUACAGUGCCAAUGAGCAGUGCCAGAUCCUCUUUGGCACCAAUGCCACCUUCUGCAGAAACAUGGAGCAGCAUCUGAUGUGCGCUGGACUGUGGUGCCUGGUGGAAGGAGAUACGUCCUGCAAGACCAAACUGGACCCUCCCCUGGAUGGCACAGAGUGUGGGGCAGACAAGUGGUGCCGCGCGGGGGAGUGUGUGAGCAAGACACCCAUCCCAGAGCACGUGGACGGAGACUGGAGCCCCUGGGGCGCCUGGAGCAUGUGCAGCCGCACGUGUGGGACGGGAGCCCGCUUCCGGCAGAGGAAAUGUGACAACCCUCCCCCAGGCCCAGGAGGCACGCACUGCCUGGGCGCCAGUGUGGAGCACACAGUCUGCGAGAACCUGCCCUGCCCCAAGGGCCUGCCCAGCUUCCGUGACCAGCAAUGCCAGACGCACGACCGGCUGAGCAGCAAGAAGAAGGGCCUGCUCACCGCAGUGGUGGUUGACGAUAAGCCAUGUGAACUCUACUGCUCACCCCUCGGGAAGGAGUCCCCUCUGCUGGUGGCCGAUAGAGUCCUGGACGGCACGCCCUGCGGGCCCUACGAGACGGAUCUCUGCGUGCAUGGCAGGUGCCAGAAAAUCGGCUGUGAUGGCAUCAUCGGGUCUGCGGCCAAAGAAGACCGGUGUGGGGUCUGCAGCGGGGACGGCAAGACCUGCCGCGUGGUCAAGGGCGACUUCAGCCACGCUCGGGGCACAGGUUAUAUUGAAGCUGCCAUCAUUCCAGCUGGAGCUCGAAGGAUUCGUGUGGUGGAGGAUAAACCUGCCCACAGUUUUCUGGCUCUCAAAGACUCCAGUAAGAGAUCCAUCAACAGUGACUGGAAGAUAGAGCUCCCUGGAGAGUUCCAGAUUGCAGGCACAACCGUCCGCUAUGUUCGAAGGGGCCUGUGGGAGAAAAUUUCUGCCAAGGGACCAACCAAAAUGCCGCUGCAUCUGAUGGUGUUGUUAUUUCAUGACCAAAAUUACGGAAUUCAUUAUGAAUACACCAUUCCUGUAAACUACACCACUGAAAAUCAAAGUGAACCAGAAAAAGCCCAGGACUCCUUGUUCAUCUGGACCCACAGCGGCUGGGAAGGGUGCAGUGUGCAGUGUGGCGGAGGGGAACGCAGAAGCAUCGUGUCCUGCACACGGAUUGUUAACAAGACCACAACUCUAGUGAACGACAGUGACUGCCCUCAGGCCAGCCGCCCGGAGCCCCAGGUUCGAAGGUGCAACUUGCACCCCUGCCAGUCACGGUGGGUGGCAGGCCCGUGGAGCCCCUGCUCAGCAACCUGCGAGAAGGGCAUCCAGCACCGGGAAGUGACCUGCGUGUACCAGCUGCAGAACGGCACUCACGUUGCCACCCGGCCCCUCUACUGCCCCGUGCCCCGGCCGUCGCCAGUGCAGAGCUGCGAGGGCCAGGACUGCCUGUCCAUCUGGGAGGCGUCAGAGUGGUCACAGUGUUCUGCCAGCUGUGGCAAAGGCACACAGAAACGGACUGUGACGUGCACCAACUCCCAAGGAAAAUGCGAUGCGUCCACUAGGCCGAGAGCCGAGGAGCCCUGUGAGGACUACUCCGGCUGCUACGAGUGGAAAACUGGGAGCUGGUCCAAGCCCAGCUCUCCCUGUCUCCGGCAGUGCUCGUCGACCUGUGGGAAGGGCCUGCAGUCCCGGGUGGUGCAGUGCAUGCACAAGGUCACCGGGCGCCAUGGCAACGAGUGCCCCGCCCUCUCCAAGCCAGCCGCCUACAAACAGUGCCACCAGGAAGUCUGCAAUGACAAGAUCAACGUGAACACCAUCACCUCCCCUCGCCUCGCUGCCCUGACCUACAAAUGCACACGGGACCAAUGGACAGUGUACUGCAGGGUCAUCCGAGAGAAGAACCUCUGCCAGGACAUGCGGUGGUACCAGCGCUGCUGCCAGACGUGCAGGGACUUCUAUGCGAACAAGAUGCGCCAGCCGCCCCCGCCGCCGAGCUCCUGACAGGCAGCCCGGUGGUCCCGCGAUGCUCCGACGCGAGGUCUGAGUCCUGACUGCAUGGCUAGAUGAAAGCCCACCACCUGAGAGCCCACCAGUCCUGGGCAGCCGGGACCCACCGAGGCACACCGUGGCUCACCCAGGAGGCUGUCCCGAGAAUCCGACUGCAUAGAACUUGAGAGUGGACUUGACGUUUGCUUAGUGCUUUUAUACUUAAUAUAUUGUUAACAGCCACUGGAUGGCUUUCUACGAUAAGGAAAAAAAUAGGCAUGAGUCACAAAAUAAUUGUAAUUUCUAAGUUCCACGUACCUCAAAGGGAACACCUCUGACAGACGGUCGUCAAGAGAGACGUCACGGGCGCCCCUGUCUUGACUUUUCCUCUGACGUUUGAAUUCCCAGUGCUCGAUGUACCGUGGGGUGGGGGUGGAGGGGGGGCGGGGGGAGGAUAUCCAAAAAAAUGAGAUGCUUUCCUUUAAAAACAGGCUUUAUUCUCAAAGCCAGUGAUGCUCUGGAUGGGAGGAGGCUUCUCCGGAGAGGGGGCGCUGCCGGAGCUCCCCGGACUCCACCAGGACGCCACGUGACGCUGCGCCCGGUCAGGGAACGUGCUCUCUAGGUCCUGGGUCUCUCCUCGGAGGUCUUGUCCCUGGGAGGCUGAGUGUGUGUGAACCACCAAGGAUGCCAGGGCUACGUAGCUCUGCACAGCAGCCACAUGGGGGAGAAUGUUCCAGUAGUGUCUGGGUUAGAGGACGCAGCUAGUUUUCAGAUCUCUGCAGUCCCCCACACAGGGAGACCGAGCCGCUCCUCAAGGUGCUGUGUGCGGAGGCACGUGCUGGUCUAGCCUUGGGCUUGCUGCCUGCAUAGAGGUGAGCUCAGCGCAGCUUUGUGAGGGUGGGGCGCUCCCUCUUUGCUCCCUGGGACCUCUGCUCUAGCCAGUACUUCACGAAGCUUUGCACCCGUUAGAGAUGGCUUUGCGCUGACCCUGGCCAUCUCUCUGAAGCUGGUCCUUCCUGGAAGCGCUGACUCAGGCUCAGACCUGGUGCUUCACCCUGACACGGAGCGGGUUUCCUCCAGGACCACUCAGCCUGGCGGAGGAGUGCCCCCUGCCCAGGAUGGCUGUGUGCUCAUCCCGGUCCCCUGUGGUCCAGACCGUGCAGUGUUCGUCACUGUCAUGCUGUCGUUACUGACCCACUUUAGUGGGGCAAGGAUGACAGAAAAGCCUGAAGAAGGCGUUUGCCUCCUACAGUCACCUUACCCCUCAAAACAUAGUUGGGCCCUCUCUGAACGCAGGAGUGUGUGAAAGCACAAAGAUGGUAGGUAGGACCCUGCCCGCCGGGGAGCUGGGGGAAGGGGACCUGACAUACUGGGAGGUCUGGUCUGCUGGCCAGCUCGGUGGGUGUUUGAUGGGUACUUCUCUUCAAGGACUUUAUCAUGAAAAACCCGCUCUCUCCUCCCUUAUUUCAGAGGGGAUCUUACUUAGGCUAAUCUCCAUGGGAUCAUCUCCAAGUGCUUCUUGAUUUAUUGGUGCUGUGUUUAUGUAUCUGUGUUUGUUUUUGACGUCACAACUUUGGAGUCAGCUUAAAUCAGAAAGAGACACUCUGCCCUGUCCAGCCUGCCCUGCGGGCUUGUUUUGCUUUCUGAUUGUUACUACCCCAGAGGCAGAGAAGUGGUCGGAUGGCCGGGCAUCUGUUCAGUUCCACUUGAAUCUGUGAGAAGUGUUGAGAAAGCUCCUUAGGUGCUCUGUGGCAAGACCCCGGAGGGUGCCAGGCUGGGCAGCCCACCUGCAGGGUGAGCUCCUGCGGCUGCCCAGGGCCUGUGCAGAACGCUGUCCUCCCUGCUCCGGCUUGGCCGUCAGCAGACUCCCCCAAGGCCCUCAAAGCCUUGGGGAGCUAGGGCUUAGUUUUCCCCCAGCCCCAGAUGGGCUGUGCUUUACCGUGGAUGGACGGAAAGCUCUCAGCCUCCGGGGCUGAGGAGCGGAAUCAGGGCAGCCAGCCAAGAAGUCAGGGCAGCCUUGCAUGCUGUCUGUAUGGGAACCACGGGCCCACCCGAGCCGGGCAGGCCUGUGCAUGGCCCAGAGGUGAGCCCUUUUCCUGGUGCUUCUCAGUCUCCCCACUGGCCACCCUGGCUGUAUCAACUGGACGCCCCUGGCAAGGGCCCCACACCCUCAGAAUGCAAGUGAUCAAUUCAGUUAUCAUUAAACAUCCCUUUGGUUCCCCGAAGUUCGGGUUUUUCUGAGCUCUUGCAGCUCUUGCUGGCACUGUCGCUCUGAAAUUCACCAGCCCACCUUCUGUUCACGGCACAAACAAUGGUUGAUCUCGGUGAAGCCGUCACGGCAUUCCUGCUCCACUUUGUACAGAAGACAAUGAAACCCUGUCGUUGCAACAGCGAUGUUUCUUUAUUAACAAUACCCUGUACUGUCACUCAAGUACUGUACCUUUUUGGUUGCACAAAUGUGUCACUAACUACAGACUCUCACAAUCUUAUGGUGCUAUUUCAUUGGUGCAAAUGAAACCCUCUCGGUUGACCAUGGCUUGAUAUUAUCAGAACACAGGGAAAGAUCCUCAAUGGCAAUAAUAUCAUUGCUUUGUUCUCUUUCUUCAUUUCAGAGUCAAAUGUAUAUAUUUUCCAUUAGUUAACUUACGUACUGUACCCAUGGUAUUUUUGUUUUACUUUUUGGUGCUGGUUUGAAAGGAAAAAAAAAGAGCAGAAGACAAACAUUGGACACCACUGUAAAUGAAAAAUUAAUCAUUUCAUUGGAAGUGAGUUGAAUAUGUUUAAUAAAAUGUUCUUCCAUAACAA